Molecule: messenger RNA, 645 nt
Organism: Hibiscus syriacus
Lineage: Eukaryota; Viridiplantae; Streptophyta; Magnoliopsida; Malvales; Malvaceae
Product: LOB domain-containing protein 21-like
Exons: 1
Coding region: 59-577 (172 amino acids)
Source: RefSeq, a predicted model, not a curated record
UUUGACAAAGAAGGGCAGAUAUCCAAGAUAGAGAGUAGCAGAGAUAAGAUAUGAAGCGAUGAUGAGUCGGGAGCCACGUUCCACCUCAUCUUGUGCAGCUUGCAAGCUCUUGAAAAGAAGAUGCACUCCCAAUUGUAUCUUCGCCCCUCAUUUUCGAUCCGAUGAGCCCAAGAAAUUCGCCAAAGUCCACAAAGUUUUCGGUGCCAGCAACGUUAGCAAGAUCCUCAUCGAAGUCCCCGAAGAGCAGCGAGAAGACACCGUGAAUACCUUGGCCUAUGAAGCGGAAGCCAGGCUCCGAGACCCCGUCCACGGUUGCAUUGGUGCCAUAGCUUUGUUGCAGAGGAAGAUGAUCCAACUUCAACAUGAUUUGGCCCUCGCAAGAGCUCGUUUGUCUCUGUAUGCCGCUACCAAUUCUGCAGGUAUCGGUAAUACCGACUCUGAUCAGUUUAGCACGGCAGCUUUAGGCGAAUUCCCGGUUGCUUGCGGAGGAGGAUUCAUGGAUAGUUUUAGCCACACUUCUUAUGAAGUGAAUCAAGAUGCACAUAUGUAUGAUUUCACCCAAAUUCCAUAUAUAUGAAUAACAUCUUUCCUAUUGUUUCUCCUUGUAUAAUAAUAUUAUCUAUGAACAACUUGGCCUUAAAUCUU